This is a messenger RNA of Orussus abietinus, 2851 nucleotides long. RefSeq names its product elongator complex protein 2 (gene Elp2). Bases 443 to 2806 code for a protein of 787 amino acids. The transcript has 2 exons. Gene Ontology annotation, molecular function: protein binding. Lineage: Eukaryota; Metazoa; Arthropoda; Insecta; Hymenoptera; Orussidae. Gene Ontology annotation, biological process: tRNA wobble uridine modification. The record is from RefSeq and is a predicted model, not a curated record. Gene Ontology annotation, cellular component: elongator holoenzyme complex.
UAAGUCGAUUUCUUGAUAUGUCCUAUUUGCUCUACCUUGUUUCUUUUUGCCACUCCUCUACUUAAAACAAUUUUUAUACUUCUUUAUGCUACGAGUUGUCGAUAUCAGUCAAUCGGGAAGCUACCCUGCCAAAUUUCGUGAGAAACGCUCAAGAGGAAUUUAAAUUCCGCGCCAUCGGGUAACCCUCUCGUGUCAGUUGGCGUCAGUCGUCGCUAUUCGUUAGUAUUCGUUAGGUGCGAUUGUUUAUAAUCGAGAGCACAUGGUUUAUCGUAAAUGAUCGUUAGUUAUUCCAGGAACUACUAAUUUGGUCAUUUCGAACGGUGUAUUUGUUCACCUAUUUAAAUGAUAAAGAUUGUUCGUUGUUAAUCAUGAUGCGACAUAUGUACUCGAAAGAGGUUAUGUGAAUGAUAUAUAAAUUGACGAAAAUCAGAAACUGUUAAAAAUGACUACGCGUUACAUAUCUUGCGCAUGUAACCGCGUCCCACACUCAGCCGAUUGGGGAAGGAAUGGUCUAAUUUGUUUUGGCGCAUGUAACGCGGUGGCAAUCUAUGACCCAGAUGUUAAUAGGCAUGGCAAAGUGUUGCAAACUCUACAACGACACACUGGACAAGUUACGGUCACAAGAUGGAUCAAGCAAAGAGAUGCAAAGCCUGAAAUGGAAAUUUUAUCUGGCUCCAGUGAUGGGACGAUCGUUAUCUGGACUCGGAUCGAUAAUGUUUUCAAAUGUACUUCGGUUUUAAAUAUUGACCAUGCAGUUACUAUUGCUAAUUCCUUGUGCAUCUACGAGUACUAUAAUGAUCCUGUUACUCACUUCGCGCCUUUACUGAUAUGCACUGGGUCCAUUUCUGGAGACUUGAAAUUAUGGAAAAGAAGUAAAGAUGGAGCCACUGUGUGUUUUCAAAAACUUCAUUUUGAUAAAAAAUUAACCAUUGAAGCAAAUUUGUGGCUUUUGCCGAAUGGUAAGAUUCCUAUACUAGCUGUUGCACUGGAAGAUUCGACGAUCCAACUGCAUUGCCGAAACAAUACGUUCGAUGAAGAAAUGAAUUUCGAGAUGGUUCAAAUCCUUGUUGGACACGAGGACUGGAUUAGAUGUAUGGAUUUUACUAAUGACAAUAAUGGAAAUGUUUUGAUGGCUAGUGGAUCCCAGGACGGUACUAUUCGUUUAUGGAUUAUUUCAAAGAAAUUUAAAGAGAACGACGAUAACUUGCUGACUCGGGAGCAACGGAUAUUUUGGAUUAAUGAUGAAAAGUAUACGGUAAGUUUAGAAUCAGUUUUUAGUAGUCACGAAGGAUGGAUCUAUGGAAUUCACUGGUACCCCUGGAAUAUUAUCGACGGAAAAUACGUUCAACCGAUGAAACUUCUAUCGUCUUCUCUGGACAAAACUAUGAUCAUAUGGGAACCGGAUGCUGCCACUGGCAUAUGGCUGGAUCGAGUUAGAGUAGGUGAUGUUGGUGGCAAUUCUCUAGGAUUUUAUGGGUGCAAGUUCAGCCCAAACGGACUAAGUAUAUUUGGGCAUGGUUAUGAAGGAUCGUUUCACAUUUGGAAAUGUUCAUCCGAUGCAAAGGAUUGGUUCCCGAGAACUGCACUGACUGGCCACUUUGGCGAAGUAAUCGAUUUGUGUUGGGACCCAAAAGGAAGAUUUUUAAUCACUGCCAGUAAGGACCAAACGACGAGAAUUCAUGCACCUUGGGGAGGAGGAUCGCAAGAAACUUGGCAUGAAAUUGGACGUCCCCAAAUUCACGGCUAUAAUAUGACCUGUUUAGUAAUGCUGAAUCCAUACGUGUUUGCUUCCGGAGCGGAAGAAAAAGUCAUACGUACGUUCACAGCUCCAAUGGCAUUCGUGAAUUAUUUAAAACAAAUAGCAGGUGUCAUCGAUAUCAAAUAUACCGUGGCCGAAGGUGCCUCGGUUCCUGUACUUGGCCUUACCAACAAAGCUCUUUUUGGCGAACAAAAGAUAUUAGAAGAUGAUUCAAUAUUGAGAUACUUAAAAAAUUUGAAAUACGAAAACCCCCCAACGGAAGAAGAACUAGUUCGGUACACUUUGUGGCCCGAAUUACAGAAACUGUAUGGGCAUGGACACGAAAUAUUUUCAAUGUCAGCAAGGCAUGAUGGAUCCAUAUUAGCUACAGCUUGUAAAUCAGCUUCACCCGAACAUUCGGCUAUAAUUUUAUGGAAUACAAAAACUUGGUAUAUCCAUCAAAAACUGAUAUCUCAUCAAUUAACUGUUACACAAAUGGCCUUUUCACCCAAUGAUAAAUAUUUGUUGUCAGUUUCGAGAGAUAGAAGGUGGUCGCUCUUUCAACGUGACGAUGACUUUUACACAUUAGUUGUUACUAGUUCGAAACAAAGGAGCUUUCACAGUCGUGUGAUUUGGUGUUGUGCAUGGACUCCUGAUUCCAAACUGUUUGCAACUGGUUCUCGAGAAGGUAAAAUUGGAGUGUGGAAUGUCCUACCCGAUACGUUAAAUAACAAAGAUAUUCAACCUGUUACAAAUUUAAAUUCAAAAAAUGAUCCAGUAACGGCUCUUGCAUUUGCGCUUUUAUGUUACGAACGAAACUCUUACGUAAUGGCAAUAGGUUUUGAAAGUGGAGUGAUAGAGAUUCAAAGAUUAUUAUUAAUGGUCGAUAAGCUUACUUGGCAAAAAUUUCAGUCUUAUGACUGCUCUCAGGCUCAUCAUGCACCAGUUAAGCGACUUAUGUUUCGUCCGUUAUUAGAAUCUGCACCAGUUAUACAACUGGCGAGUUGUGGAGCUGAUAGAAUUGUCAAAGUGUACGACAUUGAUUUCAAAGAAUCUUCUCGUACAUGAAUUUUGUACUUUCGAAGAGAAUAAAGAACUAACAUAAGAUUGAAA